AUGGAAGAUGUCAAUGUUGACAUUGGAAUGCCUCUGAACGCUCGCAAUCUGAAGAGCAUGGGACUUCAGGCUCGUGCUCUUGCCACACAACAACAACCUGAACCAGAAGCUAACACUCCACCACCUGAACAACCAAUUCCACCACCAUCUGAACAUCCCCAAACACCACCAUCUGAACAACCACCAAAUCCACCACCUGAACAACCCACAACACCACCCUCUGAUACUCCCAUCAUAUCACUCUCUGAAAACAUUAUCAUCCAUACCUCUCAGACUCCCGUUGACACCAACCAAACACCACCAACAUCCCCAUCCCCUGACACUGAACCAGAAACGACCUUCCCCCACCCUAGAAGAAUCCGCAACGACUUUAUCAGAGACGCUGGAGAAAGGCUUCAGGCACGAUUGGUCAGAGAGGUAGAGGAAAAGGCCAGAAGAGAAGAAAAAGAGAAAGCUUGCCUAGAAGAAGAGCAACGGGUUAGAGAAGCUGUAGAGAAGGUUGUCGCUGAAGCUGCUGCUGCUGCUGAAGUUGAGGCAAAAGUAAAAGCUGACGCUGAAGAAGCAGCACGCAUAGCUGCGGAAGAAGCUGCAAAGGCUAGCACUGAUGCUCUGACUCAGGGGGAGAAAUCGAACUCUGGCUUCGCUCCUCUGGUCCUAAAGACUCUAGAAGAGCUGCAGAAGGAGCAACAGAUAGUGCAAGCACGGUUGGAUCAUCAGGACUCCGUCAACAACAAUAUUCAGAACCUGCUGACCCAGCUGCUCCAAAGGAUGCCUCUGUCUCCAAACCCUUAG
Lathyrus oleraceus (garden pea) is the source of this 792-nucleotide messenger RNA. RefSeq lists its product as uncharacterized. NCBI's taxonomy places the organism in Eukaryota, Viridiplantae, Streptophyta, Magnoliopsida, Fabales, Fabaceae. The transcript has 3 exons. The coding region runs from base 1 to 792 and encodes 263 amino acids. Gene Ontology annotation, cellular component: peroxisome. The record is from RefSeq and is a predicted model, not a curated record.